GGAAGCGCGCUCCUAACGCCACCUGGGCGUCGCGCGGAGCGCUCGGCGCGGAGCGGGCGGUGUGGGGUCUCCGGGAGCCGGGUAGAUCUUUAUGGUUAUGGCAAAGUCUUUCCUCAGCCGAUGGUAUAAUGGACUGCCAGUUGGAUGAUACACAGACGUCUGAAACAUGGUAUAUACUUCUCCUCUGCCAUGCCCGUGCCUACAUGCUGACACAGUACCAGUUUUGUUUCCAAAAGAGGAGCUCACAGAAUUACAGUGUCUGAUCCAGCUAGCUGCUCUGAUGAUCCUCACUGGACCAUGUAGACUAUGUCAGAGAGCCACAAUGAUCAUGCAUAAUAACAGUUCAUCCUCGCUCCUUUUACCGAACGUGAGCUCCUUCUGGAAGAGAGAUUCGCAUGGACCGGGACUCCCUGAUGAAGCAGCAUCACUCAUUGGCAGCUAUGAUUUCCCUCAGACCACAGAGAGUUUUCCUUUCUCCACUGUGGAAUCAACAAACAUGACCCUCAAUGCCACAAGCAAAGACCCUCUGGGUGGACACACUAUCUGGCAAGUAGUUUUGAUUGCUUUCCUCACUGGGAUCCUUGCACUGGUGACCAUCAUAGGAAAUAUCUUAGUGAUUGUUGCAUUUAAAGUUAACAAACAACUGAAAACAGUCAACAACUACUUCUUGUUGAGCCUUGCUUGUGCAGAUUUGAUCAUCGGUGUUCUUUCCAUGAAUCUUUAUACCACAUACAUCAUCAUGGACCACUGGGCUUUGGGAAGCUUGGCCUGUGAUCUUUGGCUCUCCAUUGACUAUGUCGCCAGUAAUGCCUCUGUCAUGAACCUCCUCGUGAUAAGUUUUGACAGGUAUUUUUCCAUCACUAGGCCACUGACAUACAGAGCCAAACGAACAACCAAAAGGGCUGGGAUAAUGAUUGGUUUAGCAUGGAUCGUCUCUUUUGUUCUUUGGGCCCCUGCCAUCUUGUUUUGGCAGUAUUUUGUUGGGGAGAGGACUGUGCCUCCUGACGAAUGUUUCAUCCAGUUUCUAAGUGAACCUAUCAUCACUUUUGGCACUGCCAUAGCUGCCUUUUAUUUGCCAGUCACCAUUAUGAGUAUUUUGUAUUGGAGGAUCUACAAGGAGACGGAGAAACGCACCAAAGAGUUAGCAGGGCUCCAGGCCUCGGGCAGCGAAGCGGAGGCGGCGCGCUUCGUGCACCAGACAGGCAGCUCCCGGAGCUGCAGCAGCUACGAGCUGCAGCGGCAGAACAUGAAACGCUCCGCCCGAAAGAAAUACAGACGCUGCCACUUCUGGCUCACAAUGAAGAGCUGGGAACCCAGCACAGAUCAGGGGGACCAAGAGCAUAGCAGCAGCGACAGCUGGAACAACAAUGAUGCUGCUGCCUCCCUUGAAAAUUCAGCCUCCUCUGAUGAAGAAGACAUUGCUGCAGAGACCAGGGCCAUCUAUUCAAUCGUGCUGAAGCUCCCUGGUCACAGUGCUAUCCUCAAUUCCACAAAACUACCCUCCUCGGAAGAUUUGCACGAGUCAGGGGAUGAACUGCAGAAAUCCGACACAGAAUCAAAGGAAAAGAAACCUAAAAAAUUGCACCCUCCCAAAGGUGUUCAGGAUGGUGGAAAUUUCCAAAAGAGCUUUACUAAGCUUCCAGUUGAACCAGAAUCAGAAGAGACAACCACAGCUUCUGAUGGCAUCUCAUCAGUCACCAAGACAUCGACAGCCCUGCCCUUGUCCUUUAAGGAAGCAACCCUGGCAAAAAAGUUUGCCUUGAAGACCAGAAGUCAGAUCACAAAACGGAAACGAAUGUCACUUAUCAAAGAAAAGAAAGCAGCACAGACACUCAGUGCCAUUUUGUUUGCCUUCAUCAUUACCUGGACCCCAUAUAACAUCAUGGUUCUGGUGAACACCUUUUGCAGCUGUAUCCCCAAAACUUUCUGGAACCUGGGGUAUUGGCUUUGCUACAUCAAUAGCACAGUGAACCCCAUGUGCUAUGCACUGUGUAACAAAACAUUCAGAAACACUUUUAAGAUGCUGCUGCUGUGCCAGUGUGACAAACGAAAACGACGCAAACAGCAGUAUCAGCAAAGGCAGUCUGUCAUUUUUCAUAAGCGGAUCCCUAGGGAAGCUUCAUAGAAUAGUAUUUUUUAAACAAAUAGAAAAAUAACGAAGCAGGGAUGUGAUGGGAUGGGACAGGAUGGGGUGGGAUAGGACAGAACAGGAUGGCAUGGGACAGGGCAGGAUGGGCAAGGUAGUAAGGGAUGAGACAGGAUGGGUUGAUGAGGGAAGGUGGGUCCAGGGUGCUGAUUCUAUGAUUUAGACAUGAAAGCAGCUGCCAGGCUUAUUUAUCCUUUCAAUAAAUCCAGUUUAAUAUAAAAGUCAAUCCACAUUCAAAAACUAAGAAACUUCAACAUUUUUACUAAGGAGUGAAAGAUUUAAUAAAGUUUUCCUAUGAAUUUGUGAGAAGCUAUAUAGCAAUUAUAAACCCAUUACUGAUGUGCCCAGCCCUUUGAUUAUAAUCAACUCUGGGAUCUCAGGUAAGCACAUCUAGCUAGCCCAGCUUUUCUUUUUCCAAGGAAUCCAAAAACUUUUAAUUCAAGUUACAUACAGAUGUAGCAAGCUAGUGAAACAGGAUUAUGAAAUUGAGACACCGUAUAGGUUGAAAAAUUGCCUCUUGUUGUCCUGGUAGAGCUUCCUGUCUACUUCUCUUCUGAUAUAUUGUUAAUUGUACCCCUUAUUCCUGAUUUCUGAGUAUCUCUGUGUGCAGCUGAGAUUAUAUGUGUGUGUGUGAGUGUGUAUGUAUGCGUAGCAUGCAUUCACACCUCUGAAAUGCACACAUACCAGGAAAGAGGUGACCUAUUUGUUCUAGCUUUUACAGGGCCCCCCAUCGUGAUUACAUGUGAUUGAAACUUUUUAAAAGUUCGAAGAUCAUGUUAUAAGUAUAUAACUCAUUAUUUGCCACCUGAAAUUCAAGUUUAUCUCUGGAACCAAAACAUAGUGUCCACAUUUCAAACUGAGAUAACCAAAACAUAGCCUGUGAGUUUACAGAGUUUUAUAAUUGGGUACUUUCCCAGUAAAACCUUAAUCUUGAGCUCAGAGUCCCUCCUGAAAGUGAUCAUUAAAUGAUACAAAGGGGAGAGGAAUUGAAGGCUGCAUUCAGGGAAGAGCAGGAAGCUGUCUUGGCAGGGCACAGGAUAAUGAGAGCCCAGAUCUGGGCUGCACAAAGGGAGCUGCUCAGGGGCCAGGUAGGUGCAACCAUCAGCAGCAGCCCCGUGUCCUGCUGGGGAGGCCGUGCUGCUGCCAAAGCACACGUGGCUCCUGCAACACCUUGUCCUGAGCUGCACCGUGGGGAUGCACCGCCCUUCUCAGAGCCAGCUCACAUCCUGUGUGCAGCGCCUCUACGGCUUCCCGUGAAAGUUCAGAUUGUAACUUUCUGAUAAAAGUUGGUGGAGCCCUGCUGCUUGCACUGUCUGCCCCUGUGAUCUUCAGAUGCAAAUGAUUUGUUUCAAAGAAAUGCUUUAUUUUUGCAUGUGAAGGAUGCUCACUAAAAAGUGUUUGUUGUUCACAACCUGUUUUAAAAAUCAUCAGGAGAAGUGCACCUAAAUCCGUUUGAUGCCAGGUUCUUCAGUGGUGUGAAAAAUGUGAUAUUGCCAAUUUGUAACCUGGCAAUUUUUGAUAAAGACAAUUUUAAAAGGGCUUUAAUAUUUAUAGUUUAGACAUGACCAGUAUUUCCUGGUAUUUGUGAGGUGGUCUGCACCAAACAUGAUUUAUAAAUGUCAGAGGUCCCCUGGGGAAAGGAUUGUACUUUAAACUGUUGCUCUAAAUCUGAUAUCUGAUUUAGUUACAUGUUGAAAGAUUAUUUUGUAUUCUCCUUUGAGCUGACCAAAACUUUUUUUUUGUUGCUUAGACUCUUAUUUUGCUGAAAAUAAAACAAGUAUCUUAUUUUACAAAGGGGCAUCAGUGUUGUGAAUACAGAACUGAUGUUAAAGCUGCUUUUGUAUUCAGUGUGAGAUGGUGUUUACAGAUGAUUUUGACAACAGUGGAAAUAUAUUAAAUGGUGUCUGUGUAUCUAAACUAUUUAAUUUUGUGUUAUGUUCAUAUAAAGAAAUAUUUAUACAUAUUUCACCGAAUGUUUUAUUUAAUGUUGAUAAAUAUUGCUCUUCAGUCUUCAGCUGUAGUGUCCUUUUAAAGUGAUUCAUAAAGGUCUGCUUGAGAAAUGAAUAGACUAUCCUGGCUUUCUUGUUAUUAAAAAAAAUAAAAAAAUUCUCUUUUGUAUGAGUUGCUUAAAAUGUCUACCCUAAAGUAAUCUCAUAAAUUAUAUUGAACUCUACUGUAAGUACUAUUUUAGUACAAAAAAGAAAAAAGUUAAAGCUUCAUCUAUGUCACAAUUGCAUUUUGAACUAAAGAUACCGAAAUUGUUUUGCUGGUUUGCUACCCACAUACAAAGGCACCCAUGUUGCAAAGAAAAUUAAUUACCUUUAUUUAUAGAAAGAAGCAUAUAAAUUAAAUUUAUUCAUUACUCAAGUUGACCUAAAAAUGUUUUAACAUUUAAAUAUAUAUCUAUAUCUAUAUAUAUUGCCAUAUUAUUAUAUUCUGAUAUCUAGAGUAGUGCUGUGCCCCUAAUACACAAAAUGUGAGAGCAUGCAAGGAAGCCAGAGUUCAUCGGGGGAUUUAUGGUAUAUUAGUAUUGAUUUUAAAACGGGAAACUAUUAUUUUUAUUGAAGUUAAGCUUCCUUGAAAGCGUCUGUCACCACUGUUUACAUAAUAGGAAGAGUUAAAUCCUUGGAUUGUUCUAACAGAGAAAUAAACAACCUGUCUUUUGAUGUGUGAACAGGCUUUAAAAUGUUAUUUACAGGUAUCAUAAAAUGUGUAUGUAUACACAUAUUGUAGCAUAGAUCAAUUUAGUUAUUAUUUAUUUAAUGGAAUAUGCACUAUAAAAUAUUAAGAAUUUGGCUGUAUUACAAGUACAGUGAGCAUCAAUUUAAUUUGUGUUUUAUAUGUUGCUGUAUUUGCUUUAAACCCAUGCACACACAAAAAUUUUAGCUGUAUGCACUAGUGGAUAUAUUAUUUAUGAACACAGGCACACAUAAUAGGUCGCAGAAGAAGAACAAUGCAAGACCAAUGACACAGAAUUACUUUUAGGAAGUACAAUGUGUAAUAUUUCAUCUGUUUUGAGGAGAUUUAAGUCAGAAACACAGUAGAAAGCGUCAUUCUGUGGCAGACAAACAGCUCAGUCCCAUUAACCCUCCUCACAGCUCUGAAAGCUGGCUUUUCAGAGACCAGUCUCCGUUAAUUGCAAUAAUACAGGAUUAGACUCCACAUGAAAAGGACCAAAAAGUCAGAAGAGAUAGCCAGACAGGAGCCAAUGGGUAGUCUGGAGAAAGCUUUGUAGAACAGACUCAAUCACUGUCCGUCUCUGAACAGGCAGCAAAAUACAUUAUAUGUUUGGCUUUUUCAGUGUGAAAUUGUGAUAGAAGUUCAUUACUUCUGUACUGGCAUAGGCAGUGAGAGAUGUCUGAUCUGAAGACCUGAGGGCCAGGGCCAUGGUGCAUGAAGCAUUUUUCCUACUCCUGCACAACACACUUUCAACAAUAGUGAACUACAGAUCAGUCUGGCACUAUUUAAAGCUAAACAAGUAUAGGAAAGUCCUGCAUAGUUCUCAGGAUCUAAACUGGUGGAUCCGUGUAACCUAAACAAUAAGUAGGCUACAGGGUUCUGGCAGUAGGAAUAUGCACACAGAUGUUCUGAGAGAGUUGAUGACUUGCUCAAUUAUGUGCAGCUUCUUUUUCUUACUUGGCUGUCUUGAUUAUUAUAUUUCUUUACUUAUUCUGCAAGAAUAUUCUAAAAACUCUUGAUUCAUUAUCAACCUUAUAGAUCUAAAAAGUGAGUAGAAAUCCUGAAAUACACUUGGUUUGCCUCUACAGAAUGCAAAUAUUGAAGCAAAAGGAAGUUUUAAACUUUUUUUCCCUAAUAAGCAGCAUCAAAAAUUUUAAAAAUAGUUAUCAUCAUGUGACACUAUAUACAGUAGGGAUGGUCAAGCAGUGUCAUACUAUCUGCUUGAAACUGCUUUUUACUCACCCCUUACCCACUGACUAUGCAUCACUAUUCAAAUUUAUAUUCGAGAUUGUAAACCCUCAUUUUCCUCCAGGUGGCUCCUAGAUUCUUGUGUUAAAAUAUUCUCUACAAGCCUGUCUUGUUAUCAGGUGUUUUUUCUUUUCCUUUCACAGUCCCUCUAUGGAAAAUUAUCUGAUCUUACAUUAUCAAAAGACACUUUACUAAUUUCAGGAGUUGUCAAAGAUGUAUGAAACAUAUCAAAAACAACUGGAGAAGGCUUCACAUUUGCCAGCUCCUUAUGAGCAGAAAUUUUUGGUCUGUGCCACAAAUAGUCUGUUCAUCAAGGCUGACCAGGAGAUGACCUGUCCCUAGCGAUGUUCUCCCAAACCACCAGUAGCUUGAACUUCACACUGUUCAUGAAUCAUCAUGUAUUUUAAUCAUCAUGCAUUUGGGAAUUUUUGAAAAGCAUAUAUAUUCAUCGUGGUAGUUUUACCCUCUGCGAUUUUCUAUUUUAUAUAUUCUUUAUAUCUUUUACGUAUUUGCCCAUUGAAAUACCAUUGCCCUGGCUUCUGGGAGCAGGUCAAAGUGAUACUUAUUUGUAUGUUGCUUCCUUUUAGCCCAAAGGGUAUGCAGAGAUGUCUGGUGGAGCUGAGGUGUUCAUAAUGAUGGCUGCCUCUUCUGACUCAUGCACUGCACUCCCAUGAUACCCAAACACUCUGUUUAGAAGCUUAGCUAAAGCAUGUAUGACAUUCAAGUUUUCAUGGAAUUAAAAACUUCAUUUAAUUAGGAUGUUCUUCUUUGGAGCCUUGUAGCAAGCAUGGAUCAUUUAUAGCAUCUGCACUUUUCUACUUCUACAUUUUUGAGCUGCCAGAAAGAUAGUGGGCAAAAUGCUAAUUUGUAAUGUCUGAUACUUGGGAAUUUUUGUACUUCAGCUUUUAAAGUAAGGCAGAGAUAAUGCAGUUGUGCUAUUUGUUGAAAAAAAAAUUGAGUGUGAAUUCUACACUAUGUUUAUUUCAUUUCAUACACCAUGGCACUGCAACUUGGUUGAGAUUGAGCAUCACAGUAUUUGAGGUCACUGACAGUGCUUCACAAUCUUAACUGGCAAACUCGUCACCUAUGCUGUACUGGCAUUUGGGACUUAGACUGCUCUUCACCACUCACACUGCACAUUCAAAGUAUAACAUAGAUGGUAUUUUUUUUCCUCGAGAAAUAUCAUUGUAGUUGCUUCCAGAUCCAUUCCUAGGUGUGCUUGAGGAUGCUUUGCUUAAUUUUAGAUAUCAAGAGAGCCAAUCCCUGUCAGGGGUUGUUUAAUGGAGGGAGCACAGGUAACAUGGGAAAACAUUAAGAGAAAUGCUACUUAUUUCAUGGCCUAUUCCUACAUGCAUGGUGUGGUGUGCAUAUUGUACCUGUACAUCUCCAUGACUGUGUAUGUCUCAGAAGGAUGUGUGUGACCCUACUGUGCAUGCACAUACAGAGAGGUGUACCACAUCUAGAGCAAUGUUUACAGAUGUAUGUGCAAACUUAUGCUAAAUUGUCAGCCGUGGUAAACAUUGCCUUUGAUGGCUCAUCAGUUGUAACUGGACAGUGAAACUGUGCUUAAGUCUUCUCUGCUUAUCUGCAAGAAAAGUUUCCACAUCUUUCUUUCCUGAGUGCAUAUUUUUUACAAUUGUGUUGUCCUUAUUUCUGGAUAUGGUGUUUUCAGUGUAUUGAG
This is a messenger RNA of Melospiza georgiana, 7754 nucleotides long. It is a transcript of the gene CHRM3, whose product is annotated as cholinergic receptor muscarinic 3. The transcript is spliced from 4 exons. Gene Ontology annotation, molecular function: G protein-coupled serotonin receptor activity; G protein-coupled acetylcholine receptor activity. NCBI's taxonomy places the organism in Eukaryota, Metazoa, Chordata, Aves, Passeriformes, Passerellidae. Gene Ontology annotation, cellular component: synapse; dendrite; plasma membrane. The coding region runs from base 167 to 2125 and encodes 652 amino acids. Gene Ontology annotation, biological process: chemical synaptic transmission; regulation of vascular associated smooth muscle contraction; positive regulation of smooth muscle contraction. The record is from RefSeq and is a predicted model, not a curated record.